Messenger RNA from Vanessa tameamea, 633 nucleotides. RefSeq names its product cuticle protein 19-like. The record is from RefSeq and is a predicted model, not a curated record. The coding region runs from base 1 to 633 and encodes 210 amino acids. The transcript is spliced from 2 exons. NCBI's taxonomy places the organism in Eukaryota, Metazoa, Arthropoda, Insecta, Lepidoptera, Nymphalidae. Gene Ontology annotation, cellular component: extracellular matrix.
AUGUUCUCCAAAAUUUGUACACUGAGCGCUGUAUUGGCGGUUGCCACGGCUGGUCUCCUACCCCAAUCUCAUUACUCUUCUGCAGCUGCUGUUUCAUCACAGAACAUAGUGCGGCAUGAUCAACAUGGUGUGGCUGCUGCUCCUAUCGCCUACCAUUCCGCUCCUGUGGCCUACCAGGCUUCUCCAGCACACUACUCUUCUGCUGCAGCAGUGUCAUCACAGAGCAUCCAGCGCCACCAUCAACCUCUAGCCGCAGUUUCCCACUACACCGCUACUCCUGUAGCCCAUUACGCUACUGCACCUAUUGCUCACUACACCUCUGCACCUGUAGCUCAUUAUGCUGCUCCCGUAGCCCAUUAUGCUGCUCCCGCAAACAGACUUGUGUCAGCUCAUGAAGAAGAAUACGCUCACCCCAAAUACGACUUCUCAUACUCCGUAGCUGACGGACACACUGGUGACAACAAGUCUCAACAAGAGAGCCGCGACGGUGACGCCGUGCACGGCGAGUACUCUCUGCUCGAAGCUGACGGCUCUGUGCGCACAGUUCAUUACACCGCUGAUGCACACAAUGGAUUCAACGCCGUGGUCAGCAACUCCGCGCCCGCUCAGGGACAUAUUCUUGCUCAUCAUUAA